Ilex paraguariensis (yerba mate) is the source of this 882-nucleotide messenger RNA. The record is from the annotation of a GenBank genome assembly. Lineage: Eukaryota; Viridiplantae; Streptophyta; Magnoliopsida; Aquifoliales; Aquifoliaceae.
AUGGAUUUUCCUUUGAUGAUCAUGAGUACUUUACUUGCAUUUCUCCUACUUGGAGGGGUGCUAGCUAGUAAAGCUAGUAGUGAUAUAAGCUUCAAUGUCAAUUAUAAUGUUACUUGGGGUUAUGAUCAUGUCAUGUCUUCAAACCAAGGAAGAGAAAUCCAGCUCUCAAUGGAUAAUUAUUCGGGGGCUGGCUUCGGGUCGAAACUAAGCUAUGGAUCCGGGUUCUUCCAUCUAAGGAUAAAGCAACCAGAAAAGGACUCUGCAGGAGUUGUCACAGCUUUUUAUCUAACUUCACAUACUCAUAAUCGUGAUGAGCUAGACUUUGAGUUCUUGGGCAAUAGAGAAGGUAAACCUUACACAUUGCAAACCAAUGUUUUCUCCAAUGGGCAAGGAAAUAGAGAGCAAAGGACCCUUCUCUGGUUCGACCCUACUGCAGAUUUUCAUAGUUAUAAAAUUCUUUGGAACCACCAUCUCAUAGUGUUUUUUGUGGACAACAUCCCCAUUAGAGUGUUCAAGAACAACACAAACAUUGGAGUUAGCUACCCUUCACAGCCAAUGCAAAUAGAGGCAAGCUUAUGGAAUGGAGAUAGUUGGGCAACAGAUGGAGGGAAUACAAAGAUUAACUGGUCUCAUGCACCAUUCAAAGCCUACUUCCAAGGAUUCAAUGUUAAUGGCUGCCCAUCUAUUAAUCACAACUACUACUCCAAUAUUCAGCAUUGUUCAUCCUCUAAAUAUUGGUGGAACACCAGAAAUUAUUGGAAAUUGGACUCUAAUCAGCAGAGAGCAUAUGAAGCUGUGAGAACAAAGUAUAUGAAUUAUGAUUAUUGUGGUGAUAGGCCUAGGUAUCCCACUCCUCCCCCCGAGUGCCUUUCACAAUGGUAA